AUGGUAGCGGAUACCUUGUACUCUCACGAGACAUACAUGUCUAUCAGACCCCUAUACGAUGCCCAUGAAGAGUUUACAUCCAAAUCGGGCCAUGACUUUAUUGAUACCGUGGCCAAACCACUACUGUACACCCACAGCACGAACAAAACCUUCGGCAUAACGCUGAUCUACCGUCCCUUCGACCUCAAGCCAACACAGAAGCUAGUGACCUUCCGCGAUGCCAGCAUGCCCUGGGACGUGCCAGAUUAUGACGAUGAGGACGCGCAGCUACCAACGCUCAAGACUCGGAAGCGUAUGCUCGCAGUGGACCCGGAAUGGCUUGACGGCAGGAUCAGCUACAUGUCUUACGAGCACCAAGCGUUUGCACUCCCAACGCUCAAAGCUAACGAGGAGCAUCCCAGCCUGAAUGCAUUCACGGACUUCCUUGCUGAGUUUGGCAGGGCAGUCCAACAAGCAGGCCUAGAAAAUGUGAUAGGACUAUUCUCUCGGCCGUCGAGUGACUUUCAGGGCGGCCUGGAGCGUGUCGAAGGCGGCGCUGUCGUUCUGUACCCGCCUGGCGAGUUUGUCGGUGCCGACCUAGAGGAAGCCGUGCAGACGGGCUGGUUCUGGCUGGAGGACGACGAGGCCAAAGAAGUGCAGGUGUGGUCGGCGGUCGACAAGACAGCAAAGGGGAAGUAA
This is a messenger RNA of Exophiala viscosa, 678 nucleotides long. RefSeq lists its product as uncharacterized. The record is from RefSeq and is a predicted model, not a curated record. The coding region runs from base 1 to 678 and encodes 225 amino acids. The transcript has 2 exons. Lineage: Eukaryota; Fungi; Ascomycota; Eurotiomycetes; Chaetothyriales; Herpotrichiellaceae.